UUUAAAGAAUAUUUAAUGAUCACCUAUUGGUUGCCAUGCAGUGAGUAAAACCAAGUCCUUGUCCCCUUCUCUUGGAAAGGUCUCCAGGCACUCUUGCAGGGGUUAUCUUAUUCAGCAGUCCAGCCAUCAUCUGUAGAAGGCUAACCAUGUCUGCAAUCAUUUUCCCUAUUUCACAAGUAGGUGAAUGAACACACUAAUUGACUUACCUCAACACUGAUGGAGUUUUUGUCAAAGCCCACACCUCAGAACAAGGGAAGAGAAAUCAAUACAACAUCUCCAGGAGGGAGGUGGUUGGUAUCUCCUACUUUGAUCCAAACCACGUGUUGUCUGUGUUGGGUUAAUUCCAGCCUGGGUCAAGCAACUGAUCGCAAGAUGUUUUUGCGGGUUGUGUGCUAUCUUGUGGUUGUGUGGCCGGUUUCUGCCUCAUACGAGAACUGUCCAGAACUUCCCCCAGUGGGAUAUAGCAUAUUUGUCGCAAAGAAGGUGGAAGGACAAAUUCUGGGGACUUACUUUUGUAUCAAGGGCUACCACCUGGUAGGAGAGAAAACCUUUAUUUGCAAUGCCUCUGGGGAGUGGAAUACUCCCACUCCCACUCCCACAUGCCAAUUGGGCCACUGUCCUGACCCUGUGCUGGUGAAUGGUGAACCCAGUUUCUCAGGUCCUGUGAAUGUGAGUGACAAAGUCACUUUUAAGUGCCAUGAGAACUACAUCCUCCAGGGCAGCAACUGGAGUCAGUGCAUGAACGACCACACCUGGAUGCCUCCCUUACCCAUCUGCAAAAGCAGAGACUGUGGCCCUCCUGGGAAUCCGGCUCAUGGCUAUUUUGAGGGAAGAGAUUUCAACUUAGGUUCGACCAUUACUUAUUACUGUGAAGACAGGUACCACUUGGUGGGCACGCGGGACCAACGGUGCAUUGAUGGGGAGUGGAGCAGUACACUUCCAGUCUGUGAGUUGAUCCAAGAAGCUCCCAAACCAAUUCCACAGACCAAGUUUGAGCGGGUGCUUCUUGCCUUUCAGGAGACAAAAGACCUUUGCAAAGCCAUGCGGAACUUUAUGAAAAGACUCAAGGAAAAUUCCUUAACGAUGGAGGAAGUAAAAUAUUUUCUGGAAAUUCAGAAAGCCAAGCUGCAGCCAAAAAAUGAUGCCCUGACAUUAUAGCUGAGCAGGCUGGGUCAUAGAAAAGCACCCUAUGAAUAAACCUUCUUCUUGGUUCUAAAACCAGUUUCAGAUCAAUGGGGAAUGAAGGAUUUAAUUUCCAGUCCGUAAGGAGAAUGGGAAGCUCAGAUCCCAGCUAGGGGGAUGCCUCAUAGUUUCAUGAGACGCAAAUGGUGAGGCACAAAAUAACCUCAAAUUAACCAACACUUAUGAGGCAAAAAUUAACCUCUCAAUUUGAGAAAAUAGACUCCGAAUAACUAUAUCCUUAAAAAGACCUAUUGAGACAAAAGUAGAGUUAGGACCUAAACUGUGUCUUCUGAGUCUCCCCUAUAUCCUGUUUACGGAACCACGUUUCUAAAUCUUCUGCAGUAAUAUUGCUUACCACAUUUAGAUGAAACCCAGCCCGGCAUCGGAAAUUUGAGAUGGUGAAAAAUAAGUGAACGUAUUUUCUUCUCCUUUCUUUCUUUCUUUUUUUUUUUUUUUUUUUUGAGGGCAGAAUAAGCAAGAAUCCUAAGGUUUUCUUACCAAGAUGUCAUACUGACAUGUUAUGACAAACUUCUCCCAUCUCUCACUUUGUUCUCUACCAAAACACAUAGGAAACCUGGAUAAAAUACAAAGAAAACGCCUAAGAGAGCUCGAACUAAUGGAACAUCCCUCGGUGUAGUUAUGAAGGAGAAUAAGACAUCGGAAUAAGAAACUCUCAAGUAGCCCGCAGUCUAUUAAUAGACACAAGAUGAUAGACGCAUAUCAUCCAUUCAGGGUGGUUAGAAUGUAAUAAACACUUUUCACAGAAGAAUGUGCCAUGGGAGCUCAGCUUCCAGGAGGAGGCCUCCUGUCUGGGAGGAAGCGGAGGCAGGAAAAUUGUUAAGAAAAGUCACGGUUAGUUGGGCCUUUAAAAGUGAGUAGGAUUGGGGGGCCUGCGUGGCUCCGUUGGUUAAGCAUCCAACUCUUGAUCUCAGCUCAGGUCGUGACCCCAGGGUCGUGAGAUCGAGAUUAAAACUCUCUCUCUCCCCCUCUCCCCAACUCGUGCACACACUCUCUCUCUCAAAAUAAAUAAUUUAAAAAAAAAAAAACUGAGGAGGAUUGAGAGAUGAAAAUUAAGGAAGGGGACGUGGCAAGUUGAAAGAAGGUUUGGGAAAUAUAGCAAGAGAGUCGUAAAGAGUCUUAAGUUCUGAACCAAGUAAACCCACUCCUCAGAUUAGUCUAACUUGGACAAAAUGAUUUUUUAAUUUGAAGCCGCUCAUUCUGUUAUUCCCUAUACUGUCUAUACUAGUGAGACCUUGUGAACACCUGAAAUGUCAAAUCUUAGGAAAAUGUUUUAGUAAGUUAUGGCAUACCAAAUGUAACGCAACCUUCGAUGGUGUUAUGAUCAGAAAAUCUUAAAAAUAUAAUCCUAAGUAAAAGUAGAAUACAUAAUACUAAAUACUUAUGAUCGCAUUUAUGUAAAAUCUUUAUUCUUGUAGAGAAGGGCCAGGCGAUAGCAAGGCACAAAUGAAAACAGUUGUCCUAGGAUAAUGAACUUGCAGGUAUUGAUUCUUUGAAAGUUCUUUCACGUUUUAAAUUGAUUUCCCCCCCUCUGCCCCCUCCCCCAUUUGCGUGUGCUCUCUCUCUCUCUCUCUGAAAGAAAGAAAGAAAGAAAGACAGAAAGAAAGAAAAAGAGAGAAAAAGAAAGAAAGAAAGAAAGAAAGAAAAAGAAAGAAAGAAAGUUUCUAAUAAUGAUUUUUUUAAAAUGUUGUGCAGAGGCAGGAAGGAUGGGUCAUGUCUAGGGGACAGCACAUGGCCUGGAUUGGCCUGGAUAAAGCAUGGGGAGUGAUGAGAAAGAAGGCUGGAAAGAUACAUUAAAGCCCGUUUAUGGAGGCUUUUAAAGAGCAUGUUAGAGAUUUUGACGUCUAUUUGAUAGGCGGUGAGAAGAGAUAGAAGGCUUUCUUUUUUUUUUUUUAAUAAUAAAGUGCAUUUAUUUAAGUGUUCAACUUGAUGAGUUUUUUUUUUUUAUUAUAUGAAAUUUAUUGUCAAAUUAGUUUCCGAGAUAGAAGGCUUUCAAGAAAGGAAGUGAUAGGGACCGAACACAGAUUCCUUUCAUGACAGUAUGUAGUAUAUACAGGUCGAAGUAGGAAAAGAACAGAGGCAGAGAAACCACAUAAAGGGCUGCCGGAGAAGACAAUGGUGACCUGAACUGGGUGGUGGCAGAAAUAGAAAGAGAAAACUAGACAUGGGAGAACUGGAAAAUCAAAAACAACUCAUCAAACUUCUCGACUCAUCAAACAUUGGAGGAUGAGGGAGAGGAAGAGUUUAAAGUUGAGUUUGAAAUUCCAUUCCUGGAAGCCUGGAUUGAUCUUGGGGUCAGAAGGUGAGGCUUCUGGACAGGAAAUGAGUAGUUCCCUUUGGAUGUGCUAGUGUAAUGUGUUUGUAAGAUGUCCAAUAGGCAACAAAAACUGUCAGUCUGCAUUUAGGAGAGUAAUCAGGUAUAAAGAGGUGGUUGUGGGGGCGCCUGGGUGGCUCAGUCGGUUAAGUGUCUGACUUCGGCUCAGGUCAUGAUCUCGCCGUUUGUGAGUUCGAGCCCUGCGUCCAGCUCUGUGCUGACAGCUUGGAGCCUGGAGCCUGCUUCGGAUUCUGUGUCUCGCUCUCUCUCUGCCCCUCCCCUGCUCAUGCUCUGUCUCUCUCUGUCUCAACAAAAAUAAAUAAAUAAAAAAUAAAAAAUAAAAAGAGGUAGUUGUGGGGAUAGUUCUCUUACAGGGAAGAGUUAAAGCCACGACAGCAGGUACAAUAAUGAAAUAUAUGGAGAGAAAAAUUUUUGAAAAGGAGAACCUGGGACAUAUCUAUAUUUGGGGAUGAGAAAGAGAAAAGGAGGUAAGAAGAACGAAGCAUUUAGUAAGAGAGGAAUCAAGAAAGUUUAGGGCGAUGGAAGCCAAAGGAGAAGUGUUUCAGAAAGGAGGUUAGCAGCAGGAUUAGGGGCUGCCAAGAAAUCGUGACAUGAGUUAAAAAAAAUUUGAAUUUGGAGAUAAGGACAUUCCUGAAAGAGCUGUGUCCACAAGUGUGGGAAGAAGUCAGGUUGGAAGGCCACAACGGGAGGGCCAGGGAGGGACUAACAAGAAAGAGUAGGCAGGAAACACAGGAGACCUGGGGAGUUAAGUAUCUCAUGACAGAAGAUCAAUGGAAUUUGAGGUUUUUGCAAGAUUUGGGGAAUAUUUCAGGAUGAAAGUCACCUCGAAAAUGAGAAAAAGAGCAAAAGAGAUCUCUUCUGAAACAAGAAUGAAUAGGAGAGAAAAUCUCAGGUGGGAAGAAGCCGAGGAACGAUUGUUUGGUAGAGUAGGAGGCAAUAUCGCCUGCUGAGAGGAAGACCAUUUGGUGACUUGAAGAGAAAAAUUUGGAGCAGUCACUGUGGAAAGUAAGGAAAAGCACUCCAAGAGAUUGGGAAAUGGUAUUUUGAAGAUUCCCCUUGAAAGGUGGUAUUUCCUUCGACUUAGCUCUCAAGACCUGGCACAAUCUGGAAUCCUCCUCUACUCUCAUUUUGGUCAGUCAACAAAUCUGUCUCACCCUGUGACCUGGUUAUGUUCUCUUAACCUCUAAUAGCGUUCUCAGUUUCAUCUAAUAUUUCCACUUUUCAUUCAAAGCCCAGCUCAAAUCUCCUACCUCUGUCAAAGCUUCUGUGGUGGUUCGACUCCAUCUUUUCUGAGACCUUCAUGAGACUCUUGGUGUUUAUGACAGAAAAAGGGAAAUUAUCGGGAAAAAUUGCUCUUUAAUAGCAAUCUCCUGAGCACACAAAUCUUAAUCCUGAGGAUUAAAACGUUAAUUAGAUAAUGUCAGAGUUUGGGGUUCUUCCUAGAUCUGUAUGAUCACCAGCAUGCUGGCCCUUCAUUGCAUUUCUCUGAGCAGCGUUCAAUAAUUGACCAACUUCUGGAAGUCAUCUGGUGACCAGCGCGCAGUAGUAGCUGUGGGGGUAGUCGUUAAUUAACACGUAUUGAGUGCUGAUUUGUUCCAGGCAACUCGGCAUAUGGCAGGGAUUCAGUGAAUUUGUUAACCGCCCCCCCACCGCCAUUUUACCAUCUUGGGGUGGAAUGAACACCUGCAGAGGGUAAAGUCACCAGUUCCUGAGCCCCAGGAGGGCCUGCUGGACCUACCAUCAUGGGAAGUGGAUCAUUUUCGUGGACCUAGUCUCAACCCUACAGUAUCCGAGUUUUCUAGGCUAGCUGGAGUGCACUGUGGAUGUCUGUCUUGUGAUUAUGAAAAGAAAAAAAAAGAAUUCUGGCAUCAAGUUCAUAUUAUCUUUCCACUUAGGGGAAAUGGUUGGCGGAGGAGCAAAUAAGUGAUUGCAACAUGUUAUCAAGGAUGAGGGUUUGUGCAGAGGAAGAGGGUUAGGUAAACACCCGUGUUUUAUUUCCGUUAAUCAUUCACGAGGCUGGUAGAAAGUCUCUCCCCAUCCACUACAAUUCAGCCAUCCCUGACCAGUCAGCUACAGGGCUGAAUUCAGGGACUUUUUGGUGGUGCAAUUACCAGCUGGCUUCAGGGUAGUCUGGUAAACUCUGAUCUGGGGAGGAAGUAAAGCUAUUAGAGAUCCAGACGCUUUUCUCCCUUGAGAAACAACCUGAGACACCACGACAGAGUCUUCUGCUUCUUCCUCAGCUACCCCCAGGUCAGUGGAUUAUUUGGGGUACCUUGGGGAAAAGGCUGGUGGUUCGGCCCUUUAAAGAGGACAAGAUUAGAAAGAUAAGACAAACAAACACUUGGGGGUAUUUGCAGCAGAAAUCUUUCCAGAAGUUUUUAGGAGGUUAUGUGAUUUCACAAGUACUUUUAAUCCCUCUGAGCCUCAAUGUUUUGUUUUUUUUUUUUUUUACUAGAAAUGGGGGAAUAAUAAUGCAUAUUAAUAAACUAAAGCAGAAAGGAAGUAAGAUGUCAUUCUUGUUAUUGUAUCUAAAGGUCGAGCGUGUUGGUUCAUUGAUUCUUUACUAUCUCUCCACAUAGGGGAGUUUAAGACUAGGAUACCUCUGACAGGUAGACCAGACUACCCAGAGGGGUCCAUAGAAGACCUGGUUUUUAUAGUCUACCUUCUAAAAAUUGGUGCAGUGUCCUUCGGAGAUUUUAUGAACCGUUCCACGUCUCCUCCACCACCACCAGCAAAGAAAGAUCUUUUGAUUUGAUGAUGAGAAGACGUCAGUCAGCCUCCAGUUAGUUUCUGAAGCUAGACACCUUAACUGUUCUCACCUCCUUUCUCUUCCUCACUUUCUGAACCUGGCAAUGUUGAUUACCCUUCCUUCUUCAAAUUUCCUUCUCUCUUGGUUGGGCAAGACACAGUACUAUUCUUGUCCUCAUUCCAACUCCUUGACCACUCUUAGCUGACUCCCGUUCUUUCGCUAAAUAUGGUAGUACAAAGAGAAUGACAAUUCAAGUAUCCAGAGUGGGCAGAAGUAUCAGAGAAGGUUUGAUACACUUGAAUAUAAUAUGAGCACACAAGCAAGGAGCUGAUGUAGAUAAAGAGAUUCUAGGAAAGAGGUGAAAGUGUGGAAGCUAGUUCUGGAAUCUUAAAGUGAUGUGAUUGAGUGUGCAGGUAUAAACAAGGAGAUAUCAGCUGAGACUGAAGAAAAAUAUUACCCUUUCCAGAGGCAUCCGAGUUUUAAAAGAGGAAGCGUAGACAAAAUAAAUACACAUGCUUAAAAAGUAAUCUCUAACUGAGGCACCUGGGUGGCUCAGUUGAUUGAGUGUCUGACUCUUGAGUUUGGUUCAGGUCAUGAUCCCAGGGUCAUGGAAUCCAGCCCUGUAUGGGGCUCUGUACUGAGUGUGGAGCCUGCUUAAGAUUCCCUCUCUCUCUUUCUCUCCCUCUCUCUCUCUCUGCCACUCUCCCCGACUCUCCCUCUAAAAAAUGAAAAAAAUAAUCUCUAAUGGAAGGAGAAAUUUGGGGGCUGAGAAUUUUCCUAGCGCCUCUCAAAUUGUACUGCAGUACGCCUAACAAUAACAUUUUUUAAAAAAAUGUUUAUUUAUUUAUUUUGAGAGAGAGAGAGAGAGAGAGAGAGAGAGAAGGGCAGGGGCAGAGAGAGACAAGGAGAGAGAGAAAGAGAGAGAGAGAGAGAAUGCUGAGCUGUCAGCAUGAGCCAUCAGCACAGAGCCCGGUGCAGGGCUCAAACUCAUAGACUGUGAGAUCAUGACCUGAGCCGAAGUCAGACGUUUAACCGACUAAGCCACCGAGGUGUCCCUGAGUGACUGACUUUUCGCAGGGCUCAAUCUCACAAAACAUGAGAUCACAACCUGAGCUGAAAUAAAAAGUCAGUCACUCAGGGACACCUUGGUGGCUUAGUCGGUUAAACGUCUGACUUCGGCUCAGGUCAUGAUCUCACAGUCUAUGAGUUUGAGCCCUGCACCGGGCUCUGUGCUGAUGGCUCAUGCUGACAGCUCAGAGCCUGGAGCCUGCUUCAGAUUCUGUGUCUCCCUAUCUCUCUGCCCCUCUCCUGCUUGUGCUCUGUCUCUCUCUGUCAAAAGUAAACAUGAAAAAAAAGUAAAAAAAAAAAAAAAAAGUCAGAUGCUUAACCGACUGAGCCACCCAGGCACCCCACCAAUGGUAUUUUCCACCACACACCUGUCACGUUGACUGUAGCUCUUGAGUUGGUUUCACUUUUAUUGGAAUUCAAAAGGUGAUGAUGUCAUUGAAAUGCGAGGAUAUUUACUAGGGAAGUCUUAGCUUUUCAGUGGGCAGCUAAUAGAAUUCUAGACUUUGUACAGAAUGGAAAGAUGAUCUAAGUUUCCUGUCAUCAUUUGUGAGAUGAGAAACUGACCCAAGGAGCUGACAUGGCUUCUUCAAGAUCACAGAAUUAGACUGUGGUAUUGACUGAGGCUCAAAUUCAGGUCCUUGGCUCACAAGUCCUAGCCUCCAACCCCAUCCUCUGUGGUCUGCUGAAUCCUGUGCGGGUUCUGCUGAGGAACCACAGGGAAUAGUGAUGGCAAAUGGUGGAUACCACCCCUGGCCCACCGAGUCACCAUACUCUUUAGUUCACUAAGAACCAGUGAGGAAAGUGGGCUCACUGUAUCAUUUAUGUCUUCACAACUUGCAAAGCACUUCACAGAUAUUAUUCCAUUUGGUCCUCAGGAAGGCAGUUAAUCCUUCUCACUCGGAAGGGAAAACUAUAUUGAUUUAUUUAUGUCACAUUUAUUGGAUAACUAUUAUGUGUCGGGUCCAAUAUCAGAUCAGCACCAGGAAGUUGAACAAGCAUCCUUGUCUCCAAGGGACCCACAAUCUAUUUUAGGAGGCAAAAGUGAAUAGAUAGUGAAAGAUACGAUACAAUGUGGUAUUACAACUGAGGCAUCAGCAAAAUACUAGGGGAGCCUGGAGGAGGCUGAUAUUUCUCAGUGGGGUUGGACAAUUCAUCAUUAAGGAGGUGACAUUUGACCUGGACAGUGAAUUAAGAGGAGUUUGGAGGUUAAGCGCAUCCACGCACAUGAGAUAUUAUAUGCAAAUGCUUGCAGGUGUUUCAAUAAAUCCAGGAUGUGUUUUGGGAAAGGUAAGCACCUGCAUGAAGUUGAAGUGCAGUGUUUCAAGUGAGCAGAAACAGAGGGAUGUUUGGGAGAGGUAUGGAAACCUUGUAAACGGAGGACCACAGGAGUUUCAAGCAAACUGCUUUUUAGGAAUAUAACAGCAUCAGCCUGGAAGCUGGCUUAGACCUGUUUGGAGGUUUCUGCAGUGGCCGAGAGUGGGUGAAGGGAAUUAUGGCAACCUAAACCCAGACUAUGGACAAGGGUUGUAGGAGAGAGUGGCAGAUUCUAGUGCUGCUAUGGCCAACGUGAUAGGACUUGGAGACUCUGAAUAUGGGAAGGGACAAGAGAGAGGAGGCUGGGAUGACUCAGGUUUCUAGUCUGGGCGGCUGCGUGGAGAUGAUUACUUUAGCUGAGAUCUCUGACACGGGGGUCAAGUGUGUUGGAGACAAGACAGUGGGUUUCAUUUGGGAUAUGAUGGAUUCGAGGUGCCUGGGAGAUACAAAGGAAGCAGUUAGGACUUUGGGAAUUAGACCUUAAGCUUAAAAGAAAAAAAAAAAAAACAAAGAGAAGAGAAAAGAUUUUU
Molecule: messenger RNA, 9196 nt
Organism: Panthera uncia (snow leopard)
Lineage: Eukaryota; Metazoa; Chordata; Mammalia; Carnivora; Felidae
Gene: C4BPB
Product: complement component 4 binding protein beta
Exons: 7
Coding region: 217-1158 (313 amino acids)
Source: RefSeq, a predicted model, not a curated record